Messenger RNA from Cheilinus undulatus (humphead wrasse), 2391 nucleotides. It is a transcript of the gene slc22a6l, whose product is annotated as solute carrier family 22 member 6, like. Bases 411 to 2102 code for a protein of 563 amino acids. The transcript is spliced from 11 exons. Gene Ontology annotation, molecular function: transmembrane transporter activity. Gene Ontology annotation, cellular component: membrane. The record is from RefSeq and is a predicted model, not a curated record. Gene Ontology annotation, biological process: transmembrane transport. Lineage: Eukaryota; Metazoa; Chordata; Actinopteri; Labriformes; Labridae.
UGCUGGAGCUCAGUCACACUGAAACCUUGGAACCAACAUUGUUGGUGCACAGUGAGGACUCAGCAAUCUGCCACCAAGCUGCUAAUACCACCAGGGGUUUCUCUGCACUACAAAUAAUCCAAAGUUCAGGCAAGCUGCAGGAAUUUAAGAGGCGAUUACUUACUGCAACACGCUGCAGAACACGACAACUUUUGCUGCUUUCAAUGUUUUUUUAAUUCUAUUUUUAUAAAAACGUGUCUGGAGCAUUUACCGGGAUUUUUUUGAAGAGUUAAUAUCAUCGGUGUUUCCAUGAAAAUCUUAGACUUCUAAAUAGUACUUUAAAGAUGUUAUAAGAAACAAAACUAGGAAAAUUUUACAGGAUACAGCAUCACCAGCUUUAGUCACCCUGUGGAGUUCUACCAGUACAAACAAUGGCAUUUGGUGACCUCCUGGAGCAGGUGGGCAGCACAGGACGCUUCCAGAUCCUGCAUGUGACCCUCCUUGCAAUCCCCGUUUUCAUGAUGGCAAGUCAUAACCUGCUGCAGAACUUUGUGGCCGCCGUGCCCGUUCACUACUGCAGCGCUCACACUAACCUCUCACAGUCCCGGCUGAGCACCGAGCAGACGCUGCUCAUCUCAGUGCCAUUGGACCACCAAGGGAAGCCGGAGAGAUGUAGGCGUUAUGUUACUCCACAGUGGCACCUCAUCGCUGUGAAUGGAACGUCCAGCUCAUGGGGACAGGGAGACGGAGAGGAAGAAUGGGGGGAGGCAGACCUGCAGGGAUGCACAGACGGGUGGUCUUACAACAUGACUGAGAUGACCUCCACCAUCAUUUCUGAUUGGCACCUGGUGUGUGAUAUGCGCUCUCUGAAGGAAAUGGGUCAGACUGUCUACAUGGGAGGUGUUCUUGUGGGAGCUAUUGUCUUUGGUGGUCUGUCAGACAGAUACGGUCGACGCAACCUCCUUCUUUUCUCUCACCUGCUGAUGGCCACGGCUGGAACCUGCGCUGCUUUCUCCACCUCUUUCUCGCUCUUCUGCCUGUUCCGGUUCAUCUGUGGCAUGUCUCUGUCCGGCAUGGGGCUCAACACCUUCUCACUCAUUGUGGAGUGGAUCCCCACUCGCGUACGGACUGUGGUGGGGACAUUAACGGGCUACUGUUACACAGUGGGACAGCUGAUCCUGGCAGUUGUAGCUUACUACAUCCGAGACUGGAGGUGGUUGACCCUGGCUGUGUCGUUACCCUUUUAUGUCUUCUUCCUCUACGCAUGGUGGCUCCAUGAGUCUUCAAGAUGGUUAGUCCUGAGUAACAACCCUGAGAGAGCCGUCAAGAACCUCAAAAGCGUAGCUAAAUUUAAUGGACGUCAAGAGGAAGGAGAAAAAAUUGACGUUAAAAUGGUGCAGGAGUCGAUGAAGAAGGAGCUGUCCUGUUCUCAGGGCACCCACACUGUCCUGGAUCUGUUCCGUACAACCACAAUGAGAUCUAUGACAAUCAGCCUCAGUGCCGUCUGGUUAUCAACAAGUUUUGCCUAUUACGGUCUUGCAAUGGAUCUGCAGAAGUUUGGGGUGGACAUCUAUCUGAUUCAAGUGAUCUUUGGAGCUGUCGACAUCCCGGCUAAAGUCGUCAUAACUGUGACGAUGAGCUUCAUUGGAAGGCGUCCCUCUCAAUGUGGUGCUCUCAUUGUGGCAGGAGUGACUAUUCUGGCCAACCUGUUGGUACCAAACGAUCAACAGACUUUACGCACCAGUCUGGCUGUGGUGGGUAAAGGCUGCCUUGCUGCCUCCUUUAACUGCUGCUACCUUUACACUGGAGAGCUUUAUCCUACUAUCAUUCGUCAGAAUGGCAUGGGCUGGGUGUCUAUGAUGGCUCGAGUUGGAGCCAUGGUGGCCCCGAUGGUGCUACUCACAGGGGACUACAGGCCUUGGUUGCCAGGUCUGAUCUAUGGAGGAGCUCCUAUUAUCAGUGGAGUGGCUGCAAUAUUCCUUCCGGAAACACUUGGAUCACCCCUUCCUGACACAAUACAGGACGUGGAGGACAGAGGAUCUGGGAGAACCUCCAAAAAGACACCAAAGGAGGCAAUAAUCUUGCAAGACACCCAGUCAAAUCUCCUAAAGCAGGCUGCCUGAGGGCAUCUCUGCACUGCUCCUGAUGUUUUUACUGACAUGUUAAUGAAACUAGAGUGGGUGCUGCUUUCUCUCUGGCCUGCUUGUAUGUGUUGAUUUUCAUUUUGAGUGUAUUAUUUGACAUGAACGCUGGAAAAAAGGAGUGUCAAUGUUUUUAUGAACAGGUCAAACAGUGAAAUGAAUAGAUGCCAAAAAAUCAGUUUUAUGUUUAUUUUAUAUACACUAGCUUGUGUCUUGAAACAAAUUGUUUUAUAUUUUAUAUCUAUGUAUACAAAGAGGGUAUAAUUCUUAA